GAAUUGAUGGCCAAUCUGGAAGUUAGAUUUCCUCUGGACACACUUGACAAAAUAUUAAAUCCCCAAUUGUACAAUGCUGGAGAGCAGAAAUAUGGACUGGAGCAAAAAUGUACAAACGAGCAAAAAUGUACAAACGAGUUGAAUAUCACCAGUGGUCCUCAGAAGAAAAAAACUCCCUACCUUCAACUGAUGAAACAUUGUGAGGAUGAUAAAAUAUCUGAGGACAGUUUUACAAAAAAAAGAGAUUUUUUUUGCAUAUCCGCCAAGUUAAAUAGCUGUCGAUAUGCCAAAAAUGGCAAAAUCGCCAAAUUAAGUAGCGCCAGAGAGAACACAUGAAAUUCCAGCAAUUUUGCAAAGUCCUACCCUUAGGAAAAAAAACAUGUUUUGACAUGCGUGGAGAAAAAGGGUACAUGUUCUCACUUAGUUCUACACAUUUUUACUUCAAUCCUCCCAUGUGUG
Molecule: messenger RNA, 459 nt
Organism: Owenia fusiformis
Lineage: Eukaryota; Metazoa; Annelida; Polychaeta; Sabellida; Oweniidae
Source: the annotation of a GenBank genome assembly